Molecule: messenger RNA, 705 nt
Organism: Drosophila innubila
Lineage: Eukaryota; Metazoa; Arthropoda; Insecta; Diptera; Drosophilidae
Exons: 7
Coding region: 41-649 (202 amino acids)
Source: RefSeq, a predicted model, not a curated record
CAUCAGUUCCACUGAAGUCUUAGUGGUACACUCAACAAUAAUGCAGCUCGUCUUCUUUGUCACCAUUUGUAUGUUCGGUGUUUUGGCUUUGGCUAAUGCCGAACCAGGAAAUAUCUACAUUAAUGAGUGCAUAGGGUGUCCUAGAAUCCAACGCGGAUCCAAAUCUGACCCAAUUGAUGCCAUGGAUAUUGUCGGAAAAUAUGUCGAACAAACGCUCGGACAAUUUGCCGGACGGGCUUCCGGAUCUGUGUACAGUCCAGAACUACCCAAUUACGAGCACGGAUAUGCUCAAAGUGAUACUCUACCGGAGGCUGGACAGUUUGGCGUACCGUUCCCUGUAGGACAUUACAACACUUGGGGGCAACCUUUAUACAGCCUGAUUUACUCAAGAGGACAUGACAAUUACGGAACCAGCCAUAUCCCAAGAGGGAAAACAUAUGUUUACAUUAACAAUAACGGAGCACAUGUCAGGAAUACCCGAUUACGGAAACCAAAUUAUAACAAAUGGGAAUCUGGUGCAGAGCGAACUGAUGGAGAAAGCAUUGGCCUUCGCGAUAUCCAAUACCAGAUAAGGAAAGUCGAACGACCACUAUUUAAACGCUUGUCAGAUGUUCUGAGCUAUGUUGAUCAAAUUACACAAAGUUUUUAAUGAGAUCUAAAUCAGGCUUUCAAUUCAAAUAAAAUUUUGAGAAUAUACAAAUUUUA